AGAUCAACGUUUAUUUUUCCAGCUGUCAAAUGUUUGCAGCACCGCGACUUACAGACUGCUGCUACUCAUGUGGCCUGCAGGGGGAGGUGUUGUGCAGCUUUAAAUGUUUUAUAACAUGUCCCUUUGUUGUCCGGGUUUAAAGGAGACCAAUUUUGGUAGCGGGGCGCAAACAAAUGAGACAUUGAACUCCUGAAAUUGAGACUAAUUAAGCGAUUUGUUUUAUAACGGAACAGAAAAAGUAAUAUAAACUAUAAAAGGUGCCUAAAAAUCGUCAUUUGGGUUUUUACAAUAACUCCGUUAAGAAAAAAAAUCAUAAAUUUGCGCAUGCGUUGAUUUCAUUUCACGCGUCUAAAUUCUUUAAAGAUUUUUUUCUCCUAUUGUUUCCAUUUUUGUUUCAAAUUUUACAUUUCAACCAUGAACUCAACGUGUUUUCUCCACAAACACUGUGACGAAAUUUCCCCUUAUUUUUGUCUUGCAGGCAAAUGUUUACACAAUUUUGGCUGCCUUUGACCCAGCUCGGCGUUUACAGUUCUGUAUUAUACGGUUGCCUGCAAGUCUACAAACUGGGAAAAGUGCCAUAUGGUUGAACUAAUCGGUCAGUCUGUCAAGCAGACCCCACGGUUGUUUUUAACGCGUUGUCACCGUCAGGAUUCUUGUUUUUAACCGUUUUGAAGGUCGUCGUGUCUACAGAAAAACGUGCAUCUUUAUGUUCAGCCAAAAGUCAGUUCUGCAGACUCCUGGACCGGACGUGAACCUGCUCCGCGUUUCCUCCCAUCAUGAUGCUCCAGCUGGGUUUGGUUCUCAGCCUCCUGACCCACGCGGUGUCCAUCCCUGACCCCAGGCAGAGGGAGGCUCUCAUCCAGCUGGAGUCCUCCAUGCAGACCGGUGGGCAGAUGGUCCUGACUGAUGCCGAGCAGGAGCUGGAUGUCCGCCUCUUCAAAAUGAAGCAGGGGGAGAUGGCGAGGGCCGCCUUUCCUCCCGCCAUGCAUUUCUUCAGGGCCAGAGACCUCAUCAGGAGGAGUCCCAUCUUCAGUCUGCUGCAGAAGAUGCCCAAAGGUGGAGCUCUUCAUGUCCACGACUUCUCCAUGGUGGAUGUGGAUUGGUUGGUGAAAAAUGUGACCUAUCGGCCGCACUGCUAUGUGUGCUACACCGACGAUCAGUCCAUCCGAUUCCUCUUCUCGUCUCGGGGACCCGAACCGCUCCCACGCUGCUCAACGUGGAUUCUGCUGGAAGAGCUCCGCGCCAAGAUGAUCAACUCCACAGACCUGGACAACAGCAUCAAGCGAAACCUGACGCUCUUCACUGAGCAGGAUCCAGAGGUGGCGUAUCCCAGUCAGGACGUGGUGUGGCGCCGCUUUGAGCAGACCUUCUUGGCCGUCUGGGGGCUGGUCACUUACGCGCCGGUCUUCAGGGACUAUUACUACGAGGGCCUCACUCAGUUCUACCUGGAUAACGUCAUGUACCUGGAGCUGCGCGCUCUCCUCCCAGAGGUAUACGAGCUGGACGGCAGCACCCACGACAGAGCCUGGACCCUGAAGACCUACCGGGACGUCACCAAACGGUUCAAAGCCCAACACCCAGACUUUUUUGGAGCUAGAAUCAUCUUCACAGUCCACAGAGGAGUGAAUCUGUCGGUGAUGACCGAAGCCAUAGAGGAGGCCAUGAAGCUGCAGAGCAGCUUCCCCGAUACUUUGGCCGGGUUUGACCUGGUGGGCCGGGAGGACAGCGGCAGACCGCUGUGGUAUUUCCGAGAGGCUCUGUCACUGCCUGCAGAGAGGGGGGUCGAGCUUCCUUUCUUCUUCCAUGCUGGGGAGACAGAUCUUGAAGGCACAGAUGUGGAUCAGAACCUUUUGGACGCUCUGCUCCUGAACACGUCCCGCAUCGGGCACGGGUUCGCUCUGGUUCGUCAUCCUGUAGCCAAGGAUCUGUCCAGGAAGAGGGGCGUGGCCGUGGAAGUGUGCCCCGUCUCCAACCAGGUGUUAAAGCUGGUGAAAGAUCUGCGGAACCAUCCGGCAGCGGCGCUGAUGUCAGAGAACCACCCGGUGGUCAUCAGCUCCGAUGAUCCCGCCCUGUUCGGCGCCGCUGGCCUCUCUUAUGACUUCUAUGAAGCUUUCGUGGGCUUAGGAGGCAUCAAGUCCAACAUCGCGUCCCUCAAACAGUUGGCAAUGAAUUCUUUAAGGUACAGUUCUUUAAGCCAAAGGCAGAAGACUGAGGCUCUGGUUCUGUGGCAGAGAAGAUGGGAUAAGUUUGUGUCUGAACAUGUUUACCAAAGCUGAAAACACAGUUUUACCUGUGUGUGAAGAAACCAGCAGCACAGCGGAAUAAAUCCUCUUUUAUUAUGAUGAGCUUCCUGAUCUGAGCUGACAGAGGGGGGGAUUGGUGAGAUGUUUGUGGUUGAAUACUUCUACAAAGCUAACAUGGAAAGACUGUGAAGCAACAAGGAAGACGUUUUAGGAGGAAAACGGAUGAAAACAGACAGAAAAAGGAAACAUGUUUUCUUCAGAAAAUGGAAAUGCCAUUAAAUGUUUUCUUCCGUUUUUUGCGCAGAGGGAGUUUUUUGGGGAUGUUUUAGGUUGUUGCACUUCCUGUUCAGUUGUGUGCGUUUGAGUGAUAUAUGUCAGGGCUACUUAAAGCUUUGUGUUGUCAUUAUGGUUGUGUAUUUUUCCUGCUAGCUUUGUGUUUGCUGGUUUUGUGGCAAAUUAUUUGUCAAACUGUAUUUUGUGGAAAUGAACAACUGUGGCUGUGAUGCAGACGACCUUAGGAGGAAUUUGAAUAAUAAUAAAAAAA
This is a messenger RNA of Oryzias latipes (Japanese medaka), 2787 nucleotides long. It is a transcript of the gene ada2a, whose product is annotated as adenosine deaminase 2a. Gene Ontology annotation, molecular function: adenosine deaminase activity. The record is from RefSeq and is a predicted model, not a curated record. NCBI's taxonomy places the organism in Eukaryota, Metazoa, Chordata, Actinopteri, Beloniformes, Adrianichthyidae. Gene Ontology annotation, biological process: adenosine catabolic process; inosine biosynthetic process.